Messenger RNA from Carcharodon carcharias (great white shark), 5640 nucleotides. Its product is annotated as peroxidasin homolog. The record is from RefSeq and is a predicted model, not a curated record. The coding region runs from base 50 to 4384 and encodes 1444 amino acids. NCBI's taxonomy places the organism in Eukaryota, Metazoa, Chordata, Chondrichthyes, Lamniformes, Lamnidae. Gene Ontology annotation, biological process: response to oxidative stress. The transcript has 23 exons. Gene Ontology annotation, molecular function: protein binding; heme binding; peroxidase activity.
AAUCUGAGCAUUGGCGCUCGGAUAAGAGUACGCCGGGCGCCUCUUCAUCAUGCUGGCAAAGUGUUCCGUGGUUUUAGUCAAUGUUUUUUUGUUUUUCGCACCUCUGUGUUCGUCUUGUCCAAGCCGGUGCCUUUGCUUUCGGACGACCGUGCGGUGCAUGCACUUAAUGCUGGAAAAUGUCCCCGAAGUUUCUGCACAGACAACUAUUUUGGAUCUACGAUUCAAUCGUAUUAAGGAAAUUCGUCCAGCAGCCUUUAGGAGACUGAGGAAUCUGAACACAUUGCUGCUCAACAAUAACCAGAUUAAGGGAAUUCCACGGAGGGCCUUUGAGGAGUUGGAAAAUCUGAAAUAUCUCUACCUUUACAAAAAUGAAAUCCAGACAAUUCAGGCACAAGCGUUUAAGGGGUUGGUUUCCCUGGAACAGCUGUACCUUCACUUUAAUAAUAUAGAAGUGUUAGAAUCUGAAACUUUUAAUGACCUUCCUAAACUUGAAAGAUUGUUCUUGCACAACAAUAAACUAUCGAGAAUACAUCCAGGGACCUUCCACCAACUUGAAUCAUUGAAAAGACUUCGCUUGGACUCCAAUUCACUGAUCUGUGAUUGUGAAUUAAUGUGGCUGUCAGAACUGUUGAAGAAGUAUGCUGAACACGGUAACGCCCAGACAGCUGCUACCUGUGAGCAUCCCCGAAGGCUGCAGGGACGGUCGAUUACAACAGUAACAGUACAGGAGUUUAAUUGUGAAAGACCUCGUAUCACUUCUGAGCCACAGGAUGUGGAUGUUACUCUGGGAAACACAGUUUACUUCACCUGCCGGGCAGAGGGCAACCCUAAGCCCAACAUCAUCUGGUUGCACAAUAAUAAUGAGAUAGAUAUGAAAGAUGACAAUCGUGUGAACCUAUUGGAAGAUGGCACACUGAUGAUUCAGGACAUAAAAGAGUCGGACCAAGGUGCCUACCAGUGCAUGGCCAAAAAUGUUGCAGGAGAGGUCAAGACGAAUGAAGUAAUCCUCCGGUAUUUUGGAACACCAUCAAAACCCACUUUUGUGAUUCAGCCUCAAAACACGGAGGUAUUGGUAGGGGAAAGCGUCACACUUGAAUGCGGAGUCUCGGGACAUCCUCAACCUCGCAUCAUCUGGACUAAGGGUAAUAACAACCCAAUUCCUGAUGACUUCAGGUACACCAUCACUUCUUCUGGCGGGCUGUUCAUGCAGAAUGUCACCUUUGAGGAUCAGGGACAGUACAACUGUAAUGCAAGCAACACUGAAGGGUCCAUCCAGGCUGUGGCCCACAUCAUCGUACAAGAUGGUCCUAGAUUCUCUGUGAUUCCCAGCAAUCAGGUUGUGGUGGAAGGAACUGCUGUGGAUUUUUACUGCCUUGCAGAGGGAACCCCAGCCCCAGUAAUUGCCUGGACUAAAGCAGGUGGUCAGUUGCCCAAUGACCGAAGACACACUGUUUUAUCUACUGGAACACUGCGUAUUGUGAGAGUUGCUGCCCAUGAUCAAGGCCAGUAUGAAUGUCAUGCCAUUAGUGUUGUGGGGGCAAGACACGUGCCAGUACAACUGACUGUUGAGUCACUAGUGACACCUGUGUUUAUUCACACACCAUACGACACCACAGCAGAAACUGGUCAGGAUGUGGAAGUUCAAUGCUCUGCACAAGGAGAACCUCACCCCAUCAUUACAUGGACCAAGGAUGGUGUACAAAUCACAGACAGUGGAAAGUUCUUUGUCACUCCAGAGGGAGCUCUGAUUAUUCGAGAUGUUGGAGAAGCAGAUCAGGGCCGAUAUGAAUGCAUUGCCCGUAAUGCAUUUGGCUUUAUCUCCAGUAAUAUGUUGUUAACUGUCACUGCCCUAGAGGGUGGACGAACUGGCGAUACCUUUGUUGAAGAGUCUCUCCAGGAAGCUAUAAACAGCAUUGACAGUGCAAUUAAUUCAACGCGAAGGGAUUUGUUUGAUAAGCGUCCACGUACCCCAAAUGACCUACUGGCCCUAUUCCGUUACCCACGUGACCCCUACACUGUGGAAGCAGCAAGAGCGGGUGAAAUCUUUGAGAGAACACUACAAUUGAUUCAGGAGCAUGUACAGCAAGGCCUAACUGUGAACCUCAAUAACACAAGUUAUCGCUAUAAUGAUCUGGUUUCUCCAAGAUACCUUAACAUGAUUGCUAAUAUUUCGGGAUGUACUACUCACAGACGUUCCCCUGACUGUAUAGACAUUUGUUUUCACCAAAAGUAUAGAACACAUGAUGGCACUUGUAAUAACCUGCAGCAUCCAAUGUGGGGAGCAUCGCUUACUGCUUUUGAAAGACUUCUGAAGCCCGUGUAUGAAAAUGGAUUUAACCUUCCAAGGGGUUCCAAUCUGAACCAGGAGGACAGUAGGCACCCUCUACCAUUGCCUCGUCUGGUUUCCACAACAGUGGUCGGCACUGAAACCAUCACUCCUGAUGACCAAUAUACACACCUACUAAUGCAGUGGGGCCAAUUUCUAGAUCAUGAUUUGGAUUUAACAGUGGCUGCACUGAGUAUGUCUCGGUUUUCUGACGGAGAGCCAUGCAACAAGUUCUGCACCAAUGAUCCUCCAUGUUUUCCGAUUUUGAUCCCAGAUGAUGAUCCUCGUGUGAGGAAUGGCCGAUGUAUGUUCUUUGUGCGCUCUAGCCCUGUUUGUGGCAGUGGAAUGACCUCCUUGUUAAUGAACUCUGUGUACCCAAGAGAACAGAUUAAUCACUUGACAUCCUACAUUGAUGCAUCUAAUGUUUACGGAAGUACAGAGCAUGAGGCCCGUGAGUUGAGGGAUCUAACCAAUCAACGUGGUCUAUUAAAGGCCGGUCAGGUUGUGCCUAAAUCUGGCAAACAUUUGUUGCCUUUUGCAACAGGCCCACCAACCGAGUGUAUGAGGGAUACAAAUGAGAGCCCUAUUCCAUGCUUCCUUGCAGGUGAUCACAGAUCCAAUGAGCAUAUUGCAUUGACAGCAGUACACACACUGUGGUUCCGUGAACACAACCGAAUUGCAACAGAGCUACUGAAACUCAGUCCACAUUGGGAUGGCGAUACCAUCUAUCACGAAGCACGCAAAAUUGUUGCCGCUCAAAUGCAGCAUAUCACAUAUUCACAUUGGUUAUCCAAAAUCCUAGGAGAUGUUGGUAUGAAAAUACUAGGUGACUACAAGGGCUACAAUCCAAAUAUCAAUGCAGGUAUUGUCAAUGCUUUUGCCACAGCAGCUUUUCGCUUUGGUCACACACUCAUCAAUCCAAUUCUGUAUCGACUGAAUGAAUCCUUCCAGCCAAUUCCUGAAGGCCAUCUUCCAUUGCAUAAGGCCUUCUUCUCGCCAUUCAGACUUAUUCAGGAGGGUGGCAUCGACCCACUUCUUCGUGGCCUUUUUGCUGUCCCUGGAAAAAUGAGAGUUCCAACUGAACUUUUGAACCUGGAGCUCACGGAAAAGUUGUUUUCCAUGGUGCAUGCUGUUUCCCUUGAUUUAGCAGCAAUGAAUAUCCAGCGUGGACGUGAUCAUGGAAUACCUCCAUACAAUGACUACAGGGUUUUCUGUAACCUCACAUCUGCUCACGACUUUGAAGAUUUGAAAAAUGAGAUCAAGAAUCCAGAGAUUCGAAAAAAACUAGAAAGGUUGUAUGGUGCUCCACGGAAUAUAGACCUUUGGCCUGCACUGAUGGUAGAAGAUUUGAUACCUGGCACAAGAGUGGGACCUGUGCUGCUAUGCCUGCUUAGUACUCAAUUUCGUAGACUAAGAGAUGGAGACAGAUUCUGGUAUGAAAAUCCGGGAGUCUUCACUCCAACCCAGUUAACUCAGAUUAAACAAGCUUCACUUGCACGAGUUAUGUGUGAUAAUGGAGACAACAUCCAGCAGGUUCAACCAGAUGUGUUUAGAGUGUCAAAUUAUCCUCAGGGCUUUGUCAGCUGCAGGGAAAUUCCACAGAUUGACCUCCGAAUGUGGCAGGACUGUUGUGAAGAUUGUACAACUCGGGGACAGUUUAAUACUCUGUCACAAAGAUUCCGCAGCAAGCGUUCAGAAGAGUUUAGUUUCCCAGAAGACAAAUCUGCCAAUGACAAACGGGUGAAGAAACAAAGCAAGAGAGAUAGGGAAGUUCAGGAAAAGGUUUCCAACUCCUCCGCUAUACAGCUUGACAAUUGUGGAGCUGAACUAGAAAACCUGAGGAGAAAGAUAGAAAAGCUCGAAGCUCACUUGAAAUUAGCAGGCUGCAUUGACGAAGAUGGGAAUAUAAGACGCGAAGAUGAACAUUGGCAGAAAGAUCCAUGCACGCUGUGCCAUUGUAAGGAUACAGAGGCCAAAUGUGUGGUGACAACCUGCCCUCAGAACUGCAACAAACCAGUAAAGAAGCAAGGUGAAUGUUGUCCUGUCUGUGAGGAGUGAACCAACAGGGACAACCAGUUAAAAUAUACAUAAGUAAAAUCAACAGAUUAUAUCACCUCUGUUGACAUCCAGGCACUGAAUGCAUCUGUGAUUGUUUGAAUAAUUUUGUAUUUUUGUAACAGUUCAUCUCUUCCCCCCUCUCCGCUCCCCUCCCCGCCAUCUCGACCCAUCAGAAGCCUGACUCACCCAGUCAACACGGACAUAUUGAUUGUUAAGCUGAAAUAGUCCAAAUGUUUAAUUUUUACUCAUGUCUGCCAGUUACAAUGUGCACUGUUUUAAAGAAACAUGUUCUCUUUAUAGUAAGUGUCAUAUUGGGAUUUCUACAAACACAACUUUUUAACUAUACAAAUGUCAAGGUGCUUCAUGGUUACCUCAGAACAAAGGAUUUCUCAUCACUGUGGUGCUAAAUAUUUAGUUUUUAUUAGUUAGAAAGGUAUUACAUCUUGAAUUUUAUACAUUGUACCUUUUUUUUGACUUGUUGGACUUGUCAAUUUGUAUACACUGUUACAUUUUGCCCAGCCCUCAGUUGGAACUUCAAUGAAUUAUACCAUGGAUGGUACAACUUGCUACACUAGGGUUAAGGUGAAAACUGUUAACUUUUUCCAGUAAUGUUUUCAGAGGGCAUAGGCACACUACUCAGAAUAGGCUAAGUGUCAUCAUACUGCUCACCAGUUAUGUUGUAAGGACUGACCUGCAUUGUAAUGUGUGUUGAUUAGAUUGGGUGCUUUAAAUUACAGGUACUGUAUUAAAAGUUAGUAGGUGAAUUUUUUGUGGGUUCUUCACUACCCAACACGUAUUGAAAAAUCAUGUGAGUGCAAGCCUUUAUUGAAAAUCAUGGGCUGAACUAGUUAUUUUCUUGAAUGUUGCGCCCAGUGGUCAAGGCAUGAAGCCAAGAAGACAAAGUGGAAAAUGUAUCCUUGUAUGAUAUAAUGUAUAAAUAAGGGAAUCAUUUGCCCUGGUUCCAGGUCUAGGGGGUCAUUUUCCAAGUUAUGUGUUGCCAGCAGGGACUUAUGCCUGCUCCCACCACACACUGGAAAAUUGCAGGUGUUUGAUUUCAAUGAAAGUCACAUCCGCGCAUCUGGUUCUGUCCCCAAUGCCUGCAUGCACUUGGAAUGUUACCCGUAUGGCUUGUAUCUGUUUUCACUGUUCAUCAAGUUGUAAUUUCACUUGUGUAUGAAGUGAAACUUGCUACAUGACACUGUAUGUACUCAGCCAGUCAGAAAAAAAAACCUUCAAUUAAAAACAUGUAUUUUUGC